CGCUGCGGGGCCCGCCAUGAAGCUGCAGGUGUGCCGGGCGGGCGGCGGGCGGCUGGGGACGCUGGCGGGCCUGGGCAGGAGCGGGGCCGGCGCGCUGGCGCUGCCGGGCUGCCUGCUGUACCUGCGGAGCGGCUCGGCGCCUCACCUCACGCACGACACCCUGCGGGAGGUCGGCGGGGUGCCCGCCGUGGCCCAGCUCAGCCUGCCCGCCAUGGCAGAACUUCAUGAUGUCCUGGAAGAAUAUAAAGGAGGAGCUGCAAAAUUUAUAGGUAUGCCAGACAUGGUGCUGUACUGCUCCCUUCAUGACCCAGUUGCUCCCUGUCCAUCUGGCUACAACACUAACAAGACAGUGUCCCUGUGGGGCAACUCGGGGCGCAUGGAAGUGACAGCUUCCAAGUUCAUGGACAUACAGCGGGCCAUCCAGCCAGAUUGGUUUCAGUGCAUCUCUGAUGGAGACACCCUUUCUGGGGAAGGUAGUAGAAAAAGGGCCAAGAAGUCUGUGGAUAGGUCACUUUCCUUCCUGGAUGUGUGCCUUCAACUGCUAGAAAAAUCACCGGAACUACAAGGAAGUGUAAUGUUUGGAGCAAUUGAAGGUGGAGAUAUCUUGGAAGAGAGACUCCGAUCAGCCAGGGAGACUGCCAAGCGACCUGUGGGUGGCUUUCUGCUAGAUGGCUUCCAGGGAUGUGCCAUGGCUAAGGAGACCAAGUUGAACCUGAUAGCUUCUGUCACAGCAGAGCUGCCAGAGGAUAAACCAAGAAUCAUCCAUGGUGUAGGCAAACCAGACGAGGUGCUCGAGUGCAUUGAAAGGGGAGUGGACAUUUUUGAGAGUUUCUUUCCCUUCCAAGUGACAGAGAGAGGCUGUGCCUUGGUUUUCAGUUAUGACUGUCAUCCAGAUUCUGAAGCAGCAGUUUUAAAACAAAAUGGGGCCCAGGUUCUGAAGAAGGAUGGUGCUGAAGAAGACCAGGAUGAAAUCUUCAAAGCUGACCCAGAAAUGACACAAUUUGAGAUAUUUCUGAAGGACAAAAGAUACCAAGAUGAUUUUGGCCCUUUGCUGGAAGGAUGCACCUGUUACUGUUGCCAGAGGCAUACCCGUGCCUACGUCCAUCACCUCCUCAUGAGCAACGAGCUGUUGGCUGGUGUCCUGCUCAUGAUGCACAACUUCCAGCACUACUUCAGUUUCUUCAGCGCCAUACGGGAUGCCUUAAGAGACAAUAAACUGGAUCAGCUGAAAAAGCUUGUCUUCAGGCAAGCACUUCAAGGCCCAGGAAAUGCAAAGCCAGACCAGUGAAUUAAGAGACAACAGAGGAGGUUGCAGGCUACAUCCUUAUCCAGUGGCACUGUGUGGGAAACGGUUCUUCUUCUCCCCCACAUAAGUCUAAACAAAAAUGCCACUACUGUGUAAGGUGGACUGCAAGCAGGGUCAUCUGGACCUGUUAGUAGUAAAAUGCUUACUUUCUGGAGUGAAUUGAAGGAGACAUUUGAAGAAGAUUUCACUUCCUGGCAAGGAAGGAAGAUCUUAUUCAAAUGUCCCUUUCAGUUAAUUGGUUUGGUGCAUUCUUGGGGUAUGUAAGAGCUGAAGCAGCUCACAAGACCAGUAUGGAUAGCUUUGUUUUCAGUUACUCACUGUUGGUUGUCCAUGUGGAAGGACAGAAUUACUGAACUUGUGAUGGAGGAAGAAGCAGGUCAUGUAUUUAGCGUUAAUCCAGCUGCCUGGAGGUUCAGCAGCUGCUUGGGACUCUCAUUUCAUACCCAAUGGAUAUUGCAGGUAAUUAUUUUUCUAGAAAAUCCUAAUGGUGUGGUUGUUUCAUCAUACAGCUCCUCUAUGAGAGAUCACACCUCAGUCUAACAUUCUGUUCCUUGUGGCUUUGUCCCUGAAGAGAACUGACUGGAAGUGCUGCUGUGUUCAGUGGCACGAGGAGCUGUGUGUGUACUUCUCCCUCAGGCAGCCUGCAGUGCAGGAUGUUCCCUGGGCUCGGAGGAGGCCCUUCACCUUGGCCUGACCUUGAAAACCCCUGCCUCACAAAUCCCGUUCUGUGACAUUACAGCCAGAAAGAAAAGGAAUUGUUUAAUCCAUGUCCUGCUACAGAGGCGUUUUUUUUAGCUCUAUACCCUUUCACUUGUAUGGAAUAAGAUUUCAUUCUGACACUAGCAUGUAGGUGAUAGUGAAUGUUCCAUUCUUUCCAUCUGUCCUAGCACUGGUCAAAUAGCAGGCUAUUUUCCUGCUAAUAGCACACAUCAGUGUGAGAUGGAGAUGUGGAAGGGUUCUUUUGCAGGAAAAAGUGCUUAGAAAAGAGUCUUACGGCUCCUGGUUUUAAAAUAUGACUUAGUUAUGUCACAUUCCUCUUGUUCAGAUUUUUUUAUGCCCCUUACUUUGGAAUCCUGGAUUUAUUCAAUAAACAAUGUUUAUUCUUUA
Messenger RNA from Apus apus (common swift), 2413 nucleotides. It is a transcript of the gene QTRT2, whose product is annotated as queuine tRNA-ribosyltransferase accessory subunit 2. The record is from RefSeq and is a predicted model, not a curated record. The coding region runs from base 17 to 1288 and encodes 423 amino acids. The transcript is spliced from 8 exons. Gene Ontology annotation, molecular function: tRNA-guanosine(34) queuine transglycosylase activity. NCBI's taxonomy places the organism in Eukaryota, Metazoa, Chordata, Aves, Apodiformes, Apodidae.